Molecule: messenger RNA, 3690 nt
Organism: Pleurotus ostreatus (oyster mushroom)
Lineage: Eukaryota; Fungi; Basidiomycota; Agaricomycetes; Agaricales; Pleurotaceae
Gene: RPB2
Product: DNA-dependent RNA polymerase II
Exons: 9
Coding region: 1-3690 (1229 amino acids)
Biological process (GO): DNA-templated transcription
Cellular component (GO): RNA polymerase II, core complex
Molecular function (GO): ribonucleoside binding; DNA binding; DNA-directed RNA polymerase activity
Source: RefSeq, a predicted model, not a curated record
AUGUUAAUCUUGACUGGAGAUUUUCCCUCGCAAAAUGAACAAGACCCGUACGCGUAUGACGACCCCAACUUUGGCAUGGACGAUGACGAGGAGUUCGAGGAGAUAACCCAGGAGGAUUGCUGGACUGUCAUCUCAAGUUUCUUCGCGGAACGAGGUCUCGUCAGACAGCAACUCGACUCGUUCGAUGAAUUCGUUCAGAAUACCAUGCAGGAGUUGGUUGACGAAAAUGCAGACCUCAUCCUCGACCAAGCAGACCAGUAUUCAGGCCAUGACUCUGAUAUGACUCGUCGUUAUGAGAUCAAGUUUGGUCAAAUCUACCUCUCGCGUCCCACUGUUACGGAGGCCGAUGGCUCUGUGGUUCCAGUGUUUCCACAAGAGGCUCGACUCAGGAAUCUCACAUACUCUGCCCCCCUCUACAUUGAAAUGCGAAAAAAGGUCAUGAUCGGGCGGGAAGACCCAGACGUGCCAGGGGAAAUAACAUGGGUACAGGAGCAUGGGGAGAGGGCUGAAGAUGCUACCAAAGUCUGGAUAGGCAAGGUUCCCAUCAUGCUUCGGUCGACUUUCUGCAUCCUUCGCGACUUACAAGACCAAGACCUGUAUGAUCUCAACGAAUGCCCAUACGACUCCGGAGGAUACUUCAUCAUCAAUGGUUCCGAGAAGGUUCUUAUUGCGCAGGAGCGAAUGGCUACGAAUCAUGUAUACGUCUUUGCCAAGGCCCAGCCGUCACCGAUCAACUUCCUGGCAGAAAUCCGUAGUGCAGUCGAGAAGGGAGGAAAGACGAUCAGUCAGUUUCAAGUGAAGAUGUUCCACCGAAGCCAGGAGAAAACUUCGGGUAAUGUCAUGAAAGCUACCAUCCCUUACAUCAAGGUCGACAUACCUAUCUGGGUUGUCUUCCGUGGCCUUGGAGUGAUUUCUGACCGCGACAUCCUCGAGCACAUAUGUUACGACAUGCAGGACGUGCAAAUGCUGGAGAUGCUGAAGCCUUGUAUUGAAGACGGUUUCGUUAUUCAAGACCGCGAAGUGGCUCUCGAUUUCAUCGGCAAUCGAGGUACAACCACUGGUCUGUCGCGUGAUCGCCGUAUACGGUACGCCCAGGAGAUCCUACAGAAAGAGAUGCUACCCCAUGUCUCCAUGGCGGAAGGCUCCGAGUCGAAGAAGGCAUAUUUCUUCGGCUACAUGAUUCAUCGCCUGCUGUUGGCUGCAAUGGAGCGUCGCGAACUCGACGACCGUGAUCAUUUUGGCAAGAAGCGUCUCGAUCUUGCUGGACCUCUUCUGUCCAAUCUGUUCCGGAUGUUGUUCCGCAAGCUCACCAAAGAUGUAUACCGUUACUUGCAGAAGUGCGUGGAAACGCAUAAGGAAUUCAACCUCACCUUGGCCGUCAAACAUCAGACAAUCACCAACGGUCUAAAAUAUUCUCUGGCAACAGGGAACUGGGGAGAUCAGAAGAAGUCGAUGUCCUCGAAAGCGGGCGUGUCUCAGGUACUCAAUCGCUACACUUACGCUUCGACACUUUCACAUCUGCGUCGCUGCAACACGCCUCUGGGUCGUGAAGGGAAGAUCGCCAAACCUCGUCAACUGCACAAUACCCAUUGGGGUAUGGUGUGUCCGGCAGAAACCCCUGAAGGACAAGCGUGUGGCCUAGUCAAGAAUCUCGCUCUCAUGUCGUGCAUCUCUGUCGGCUCUAUAUCUGCGCCUGUCAUUGAGUUCUUGGAGGAGUGGGGGCUGGAGUCCCUCGAAGAGAACGCGCAUUCAUCUAUACCGUGUACGAAGGUCUUCGUCAAUGGUGUUUGGAUGGGCGUACAUAGGGACCCGGCUAAUCUCGUCAAAACGCUGAAGAAGCUUCGCAGGAAAGACGACAUCAGUCCUGAAGUCUCUGUCGUGCGAGACAUCCGAGAAAAGGAGCUCAGGGUGUACACCGACGCCGGGCGAGUUUGCAGACCGUUGUUCAUAGUCGAGAACCAUCAACUGCUUCUGCAGAAGAAGCAUAUCCGCUGGCUCAACCAAACCGUUGAUGAUGCGGGCGAGCCAUUCAAGUGGGACGGACUCAUCAGGAGUGGUGUUAUAGAGAUGUUAGAUGCCGAAGAGGAAGAGACAGUUAUGAUUUCCAUGACCCCGGAGGAUCUAGAGAAUUCCCGGUUGCAGCACGCUGGUGUUGAUACGAGGGUGAACGAUGGGGAGUAUGACCCCGCCGCCCGCUUAAAGGCGAGUACCCACGCACAUACAUGGACACAUUGCGAAAUUCACCCGAGUAUGAUACUUGGUAUUUGCGCGAGUAUCAUUCCCUUCCCGGAUCACAAUCAGUCUCCUCGUAACACCUACCAAUCUGCUAUGGGUAAACAAGCUAUGGGUAUCUUCCUGACCAAUUUCCUCAUCCGAAUGGACACCAUGGCCAAUAUUCUGUAUUAUCCUCAGAAACCGCUGGCAACUACUCGCUCCAUGGAAUAUCUCAAAUUCCGAGAGCUACCUGCAGGCCAAAACGCUAUCGUAGCCAUUUUAUGCUACAGUGGGUACAACCAAGAAGAUUCCGUUAUUAUGAACCAAAGCUCGGUCGAUCGUGGUCUAUUCCGGAGUAUGUACUAUCGCAGUUACAUGGAUCUCGAAAAGAAGUCUGGGAUUCAGCAGCUCGAAGAAUUCGAGAAGCCUUCUCGUGACAACACUCUUCGCAUGAAACACGGCACGUACGACAAGCUCGAGAAUGAUGGCCUUAUCGCUCCUGGAACUGGUGUUGUUGGUGAAGACAUUAUCAUUGGCAAAACAGCACCUAUCCCUCCAGACAGCGAAGAACUGGGUCAAAGAACUCGCACUCAUACGCGAAGAGAUGUGUCGACUCCGUUGAAGAGUACAGAGAAUGGUAUUGUGGAUCAAGUUCUUAUCACCACCAACCACGAGGGUCAGAAGUUUGUCAAAAUCAGAGUUCGUUCUACACGUAUCCCCCAGAUUGGUGACAAGUUUGCGUCGCGUCACGGGCAGAAGGGUACCAUUGGUAUAACGUACAGGCAAGAGGACAUGCCCUUCACCUGCGAAGGAAUCGUUCCAGAUAUCAUCAUCAACCCCCACGCCAUUCCAUCACGUAUGACAAUCGGCCAUCUUGUCGAAUGUCUUCUUUCCAAGGUGGCCACUCUUAUCGGGAACGAAGGCGACGCUACUCCAUUCACCGAUCUUACGGUGGAGUCCGUUUCCGCCUUCUUGAGGCAGAAGGGCUAUCAGUCCCGUGGUCUGGAAGUGAUGUACCAUGGUCACACCGGCAGGAAGCUACAAGCCCAGGUAUAUCUUGGCCCAACCUACUACCAACGCCUGAAGCACAUGGUGGACGACAAAAUCCAUUCGCGCGCUCGUGGACCAGUGCAAAUCCUCACUCGUCAACCAGUCGAGGGAAGAAGUCGAGAUGGUGGUUUGCGUUUCGGAGAGAUGGAACGUGAUUGCAUGAUUUCGCAUGGUAUCGCUGGUUUCUUGAAGGAACGUCUCUUCGAAGCCAGUGACGCCUAUCGCCUACACGUUUGUGAUAUCUGUGGUCUUACUGCUAUCGCGAAUCUUAAAAAACAAACAUUCGAGUGCCGUGCUUGUAAGAAUAAGACGGCAUGUUCACAGCUUUACAUUCCCUAUGCAGCUAAGCUCCUCUUCCAGGAAUUGCAAAGCAUGAACAUCGCUGCCCGUCUUUACACUGUGUCGUCCGGUCGUAUUCGAGAUUAA